UUUUUUUUUUUAGGUGUCUUCAUAAAAUGCCCGCCGAGAGCCUCCCCUCCCCUUCCCCCCCCCCGCUCCAAGAUGGCGUCGAUGCGGGAGAGCGACACCGGCCUGUGGCUGCACAACAAGCUGGGCUCGGCGGACGAGCUGUGGGCGCCGCCCAGCAUCGCCUCGCUGCUGACGGCCUCGGUGGUGGACAACAUCCGCCUCUGCUUCCACGGCCUCUCGUCGCCCGUCAAGCUCAAGCUCCUGCUGGGGAUGCUGCACCUGCCUCGCCGCGCGGUGGACGAGAUGAAAAAUGCACUGACAGAAAUCAUCCAGCUUGCGACCUUGGAUCCGGACCCCUGGGUCUUAAUGGUGGCCGAUAUCUUGAAAUCCUUUCCCGAUAUAGGUUCCCUGAACCUUGAUCUGGAAGAGCAGAAUCCCAAUGUUCAGGAUAUUUUAGGAGAACUGCGAGAAAAAGUGAGUGAAUGUGAAUCGUCAGCUAUGCUGCCGCUGGAGUGCCAGUACUUAAAUAAGAAUGCCUUGACCACAUUGGCUGGACCACUUACUCCUCCGGUGAAGCACUUCCAGCUGAAACGUAAACCAAAAAGCGCUACUCUCCGAGCAGAGCUGCUGCAGAAGUCUACUGAAACUGCACAGCAGCUCAAGAAGACAGCUGGAGUGCCUUUCCAUGCCAAAGGAAGAGGGCUAGUCAAAAAGAUCGAUACAACAACUCCACUCAAAGGGAUACCUAAACAAGCACCUUUCAGGAAUCCCACUACUCCAAGUGUAUUCAGUCCUGCUGGAAACAGAACUCCGAUUCCACCCUCGAGAACUCCUCUGCGCAAAGAGCGAGGAGUAAAGUUACUCGACAUCUCAGAGCUGGAUACGGUUGGUGCUGGCCGGGAAGCCAAAAGGAGAAGAAAGACCUUAGAUACAGAAGUGGUGGAAAAGCAAGCGAAAGAAGAGACAGUCGUCGAAAAUGCUACUCCAGACUAUGCUGCUGGUCUCGUAUCUACUCAGAAAAUUGCCUCUUUGAACAAUGACCCUGCCCUGGCUUCUACGAGCUAUCUGCCUGCAGCACUCAGUGUCGUUCCAUCUUCCUCUUAUGUUCCAAGUUCCGACACCACGCAGCCCGCUGGCUCUGUCCGGGAACCCUUGCAAGCAAAAGAAGAGCCUGCGACGCCCCCUGGCACUGCUGUCCCGACUCAGUUUAAGCAAAGGACACCUAUGUAUAACAGUAACGCAAACACAGCUGCAGCGACGCCUACCUCUCCUGUGACUCCUCCCGCCGCCCCUCCAGCCGUGCAGGCGCCACCGGCAGCUCCUCCUCAGCAAGCGCCGCCCAAGAAGAACCUCUCUCUAACAAAGGAACAAAUGUAUGCAGCGCAAGAAAUGUUCAAGACCGCAAACAAAGUCACAAGGCCAGAGAAGGCUCUCAUCCUUGGGUUCAUGGCUGGAUCCAGAGAAAACCCUUGUCAAGAACAGGGCGACAUAAUUCAGAUCAAACUGAGCGAACACACGGAACUGCUGCCAAAGGCUGACGGCACAGGAAGCACCACGAUGCUGGUGGACACGGUUUUUGAAAUGAACUACGCCACUGGCCAGUGGACCAGACUGAAGAAAUACAAACCAAUAACUAACGUUUCUUAAACAAUUCGGUAAUAAAGUGUAGACCAAACAGACCAUAGAAUAAGCCAGCAUUGUACAUAGUGUGUUGACUAGGCAGAACAACAUUCCCGUUUAGGCCUCAUUGUAAACCACCCAGAAUACUCGUGGCGAUCAGUUCCGGAAGCAGGAAGAAAAAGAGCAGAACGGCAAUGCUUGUCUUUAUUAUUCUUGUCUAAGAGUCCCGGUGUGUGUGUGUGUGUGUGUGUGUGCGUGCUUGUGCAGCGAUUGCAGCAGAUUGAAGAAGAGCUGAAAUGCUUCUACCUUUUACAGAAAGAUUUAUGUUCAAAUGUCUUGAGAGGAAUUGCCUUCCAGUUGAGACCAUUUUUUGCAGCAGCGAUGCCUAGUUUGACUCUAGGUUCUGCGUUUAAAAUGGGCAUGGCUGCAUUUCUCUCCUUCGGCUUAGGGCGUGUUGGAUGCCCCCCCCAAUAGUGAUUGUGAAAACAUGAAGGGUAACGCUGUUUGUUUGUUUGUGUAAAGCCCAACAACACAGUCGAUUCAUAGAACUGCAUAAUGGCAGAUACAUCAACUUACAUGCAUCUGUCCUGUAAACGGGCUACCUUUUUUUACAUGUGUACAUUUAAAAAAAUGUAAAGUAGCACUAAAGACCAAAAGGUUUAAGGGGUUUGUUUUGGUCUGGAUGGCACCUCAUUUCUUCUGUGUGGAAAUGCAGGACUCUUGAUUUGCCCUCGGCUCUUUAAAGGUUCAGCUCUGCUUCAGGGUCACUUAACUAAGUUCUGAGAAAUGGAAGCAUGUUACUUUUAUGUUGGAACCAGCCCUUCUUCCCUCCUUUUUUUUUUUUUUUUUUGCCCAGCUGGUACCUUUUGAAUCUACCAAAGACUGGCCUUUGAAACAGUGUCUGUGAAUGUCAUGGCGUGAAGUUACUUUGGAACAGCAUCCCUGUGUCCAUGUUGGAAUGUGUUAAAUACGAGUCAUAUUGGCAAUUGGCUGGCUCACCCCUGAUUUUUCCAGGGUUAAUUUAGCUACCGUUGCUGGAGAUGCAUUUGUCAAGGAAUGGCAUCCUUCGGAAUUUCCCUCCCCAUCCACACGGACGUUACCUGCAGCUUCGCGAGAUUGGAGAGCACCUUUUAGCAGCGGUCCUGUUGCAAAAGACUCUCUUCUCAGAGGGAGAAACGGAGGAGACUGCCUUCGGAGCAGUUUCCUAACUGCUAUGCUUUCGGAACUUGAUCAUUUCAACAGUUUAAUGCUUGGACGAUAAUAGAAGGAAUCUUACAACUGGCAUUUCCACAAGAAAUGGUGGGUGCAGUUUUUUAAAAAAAUUAAUAAAGCCGAUGUCAAAGAGAGGCACAGAUCAUUCGCAAUUUAAGAGCUUUGUGUUAGCCCGGGCUUUAAAUUGGAGCAAACUAGAUGCUAGCUUUUAAGCCAGGCUUAUAUUGGCAUUUAUCAAACUGCACCUGAUCAGAGAAUCCACUUAAGAGAAUCUAAAGCUAGGAAAAGAGACUAAGUCUUAUUUUACAUUAUAUCCUGAUGUAACCAAGCUGUGUCUCUGGUCUUUGGUUUGAUGUUACUUGCCCCAAAGAACUUGGAGGGUGGGAAUGAGUAUUGACAACAGAAUAACCUUUGUUCUGGGAGGGGGGAAAAAUUGCUCCUCAGCCAAACGAUUAUUAGGGAUCAGUAGCAAAUGUAAGGUUUCAGAAAGGGUUCCAGAUAAAGGUCAGAUAUUUAUUUAAUUUUGCAAAACAGCUAAAGCUAGACUAUGAAGUAAUACGGAUUAAAAACAGGAUGGUGGGCGUUUUUUUGGCCAUUUGUUUUGGUUUCACAGAAAACCCCCCGAAACAUAACUAUCAGUUUGGAUAGCCUUUAAUUCAGAAUCUUAUAGAUUUUAUAUUCUUGAAAUUAGAAGCUACGAAAAGGUUAGUAUGUUGAGUGUUUUAAAAUGGCAGCUGGCAAGAUGUAAGAGACCUGAGCUUCAUUCUUGUUCUCUCACAUCUAAAUUUCAGCUAUGAUAGGAAGGCCAAGUGUUUAGGACAUAAGAUUUUUUUAAAAAGUUUAGCAGCUAUCACAAACGAUGUGAUUGUUUUUAAAACGUUAAUUAUUUUGACAUGUUUAUCUUGUUCCUUUUUUUUUUUUGGUCAGUUUUGAGUAUGGCAUGAAUGUUAAUGGCAAAUUAUUCAGAUGGAAAUGUUUAAAACAUAAGCUACAAGUUGCAGGUUUAAUCUUGUAAAGAUUAAAAUGAUAUAAACCAAUGGAUCAAAAGUUCUGCAUGCCAUGAUAAUUAAACAUUGAGAAUGUGAUCAGACAGUUCUAGAAGUGAGGAUAAAGAAAGCAUUUGAAUGUCUCUGAAUAUUUUUGAAAUAACAGUACAGAUGUUUGAAAUACAGAUGUGCUUGCCAGGGCAGACAAUGAAUAACAGUAAGCAAAGCACACACUAGUUUCAACACGAUAGCAUAUUGUAUUAGCCACAAUAUGCCACACAUCUUGGCAAAUGGAAGUUUGCAUUCCCUUUUCUGUUUAGUUCAUUUAGUGGGUACAAAAAUGCUGGUGAUGUUUAAAUUUGCAGGAAGGAAGCUAGAUGAGAAACUACAGAUGGUAAACACCACCAGUUGAGGUGCUGUAAGAGGCAAUAUGCUCUGUAAAGAGAUUUUUUGCGUGAAACCUCCCAUCUUUUGUAACCUGUUGACAUACGUAGCCAAAGCUGAACAGUUUGUUUCGUGGUAGGAGGAAGCCAAUACAUGUUACAAUUUGAAAGUAGGGGUGUCUCCAGAGGGUCAAGAACAUGCUUUUUACAUGUGAUAACCAUUCCCACUUCUUUUUUGUCGCCCAUCAUUAACGUGGGAGGACUUCUCGGCGGUUUCAAAAUAAUAUAUGAACCCUCUCAUUAGGGAGAGAAAUUGCUAAGUCUCUACAAAGGGGGAGAUCUACAACUGGCGAAUACAAUCUAAAAUGUGCGACCCAGUUGUGAUGUGACGAAGAUCACCGCUGCCAGACAUAGCAAGACAAAGAGGCCAUUCCUUUCAUCGCUGGCGAGAUCGUUCUGCUCAUCCAUCCAGGAUCUUCAGUCUGAGUGAUGAAAGAAGCCAGACGCGAAUGGCUGUCACAAAAUUUCAGUUUCUUUUUGCCCAGCCAUCAAGAGCAAUUGAAACCCACCGGUUCCGUUGACAAAGCUUGAACGCAGACCUUAACCCUAAAAGGUUAACUACACUUUGAAAAAUUCAGCUUUGGCUCUUGCCUUUGGUAACCACACAACUCUUUCCCCCACGGAUCAUGUUGAAGUGACACUUGCCAAACUUAUCGAAGGUACUUUGAUACUGUAGCUUGGAACUGCAUUUUCACAGCAAAAUCUGAAAUCGGGAGAAAUGUUUUAAGACCAGGCAAAAGUUUUAAGUCGGAGCCCUCUGGGAAACUGGUACCUUUAUAACAAGCAAUGUUUUGUAAAAUGUUGCAUGUUUUCUAAUCUAUUUUGUGUUUGUACAGAUGUAAAUUCAAAACCUCAUGUCCUUGGGUACAUAUUUUCAGCAUAAUAUAGUAUGUAUAAUAAAGUUCAGAUUUUUCUAAAUAA
Messenger RNA from Podarcis muralis (Common wall lizard), 5161 nucleotides. RefSeq names its product negative elongation factor complex member A (gene NELFA). The record is from RefSeq and is a predicted model, not a curated record. Lineage: Eukaryota; Metazoa; Chordata; Lepidosauria; Squamata; Lacertidae. Gene Ontology annotation, biological process: negative regulation of transcription elongation by RNA polymerase II. Gene Ontology annotation, cellular component: NELF complex.